AUGAACAACAACAUCUCUAGUCUGGGAUCGUUGGCGCCCUUCCUGAACGCCUCGUGCGAUUCCCCAUGGCCCUCAUGUCUGUCCCUGUCCACCGCAUUUGUCACCAUUGCCUUCAUGCUGAUUGUCAUGUUGGUAAGGAGAAUGAGAUAAAGAUGACGUUUUCUGCAUUAUAAAUAUUAUACAUAGUUACAACCCAAGUCAUUAUUUCAGGUGAUUGUCUGCGGCAACUUGUUGGUGGUCUUGACUGUAAACAAUGAUCACAAACUGAGAAGUCAACGGCAGAAUUGGCUGAUCGUAUCGCUAGCUGUAGCCGAUCUUCUGGUCGGACUUCUGGUGAUGCCUUUGACCAUGACUUAUGAGAUCAUUGGAGUUUGGGUUCUAGGUAAAGUCCUUCCCGAGUGUGAAGUACAUAUAAAAUUUAUUCCUGUUUCAUAAGUGUAAAAUAAUUGUUUUAGGCGAUAUUCUAUGCGAGUUGUAUUUGGCCCUGGAUGUCCUUUUUGUGACCGCCUCGAUCCUCCACAUUUGUAUUAUCUCGCUGGACAGAUACUGGUCAGUGACCCAGCCAUUAACCUAUCCCAGCAAAAGAACGCCAGCCAGAAUGGCCAUCAUGAUAGGUGAGGCCAUAGUCAAAGAGAACUUCGAAAUUAACGUCUUAGAAUUCUUUGUUACGAAAGGGACUUGUUAAUAUUUAUACGUCACUUGCAGGGGUCGCAUGGCUGGUGUCGUUGUUGAUAUGCCUUCCCCCGAUCCUUGGUUGGCGGCCAAUCCGGGAGCCGGGGAAGUGCACAGUCAGUUCUGAAGUUGGUUAUGUCAUCUACUCGGCCUGUGGCUCUUUUUACAUUCCCGUCAUCAUCUUAAUCAUCGUAUAUUGGCGGAUCUACACAAUCACCAAACAUCACAGUCGUCAGCGAUUAAAGGAAACCCAGCGGACUGAUCAGACGUUAUGCCAGCUGGCUGCUGCAACUCAUGCUCAUGUUACAUCGGGGUCUAAUGGAAACAGUGCUGUGUUCACACCUCCUUCUAACGGAAACAAAGUCGGCAGUCCUCCAGAACUCAUGGUAAGUUAGUUUAUUAUAUAUUGACAAGUCCCACAUGGAAACAAACAUUUUUUGUUAGCCAUUUAAUAUGCAGAACUCUUGAAUUUGCAAGAUUUGGGAGGGAUGAUGUAAGCACGGUCAUGUAUGAUGAAAAAUAGAUAGAGUUGCCAAUUAACCAUGUGUUUGGUGACGUUUUCAAUGAUUUAAACCUUUUUUUAGCAUUUUAUUCCUCAUCAUUAAACUUUCUCAGUUUCCAUUGCGAUGUUUUAUAGAGGUCGAAUCGGAGGGUUUCUUGCAGUUAUAUAAUCGAAUGUUUUUAGAAUGGAUACGGUAAAACCCGGGGUAAAUGGGUGGCCAUGUCAUUGGAGAAGAUGGAAGAGACUUGUGAGAGUAAAAAGAGCACGGAGAAACGGCGGAGACUGCUCAAGAUCAAAGAAAGACAAGCCACUUUACUUCUGGGACUGAUUUUAACAGCUUUUAUUGCCAGCUGGCUGCCUUUCUUUGUAAGUUACUUUAAAACUACAAAACAAUGUUUCAUCUUUUUCAGGUCAUGUAUGUACUUGCUGCCUUUGGAUUCUCAGCUCCAGAAUUGGUUUUCAAAUUCUUUUUUUGGCUGGGUUACUGUAAGUUUUGUGUUUUUUUACCUGACCAUAUAAAGUUAUAAAAAUAUUCGAAUACUUGGGUGUGCUUUAAGAUUCUGAAAAUGUAACGCUUCCUCCAAAUUUGGAUAAUUUAAACUUUUCUUACGAUUAGUCCCAAAUUACAGAAAUGAGAGCCCACAAUUGAAAAGGAUUUUGGAAUUAAUUAGUACUCAAAAAAAUGUCCUUAAUCGUUGUUGAGUGCACUUUUUUAACUUUUUUUUCGAAACAAAGAAUACUCUUAAAGAAUCCAUUAAAUAUGGCGAUGGAGAAGUUAUUCUUGGCUAAAUUGUGGGGAUACUUUUGUUUUGCCGUUGAAAACUCGUUUACUGCGCAUUCCCUGAGGGAGUAGGAGGGCGAACUUCAGUUACAUAUAAGGCAGUAAUUUCCAUAUCCAAAUUCAGAAAGACGUCACCGAAUACACAGUUGAUGUGUACAGGGGGGAGGUGCGUAAAUGAAACAGAAUUCCUGUUUGAUUUCUAAAUUUAUUUCUUUGUUUUGUUUAGGCAACAGCGGCAUCAACCCAGUGAUCUACACAGUUUUCAAUCGGGAGUUUAAACGGGCCUUGUUUCGUCAGCUCCGGAAACAUCAAAGGUACCUCUUCGCGGUUCGGGAGACCGUCUUCUAA
This is a messenger RNA of Bursaphelenchus xylophilus (pine wood nematode), 2303 nucleotides long. NCBI's taxonomy places the organism in Eukaryota, Metazoa, Nematoda, Chromadorea, Rhabditida, Aphelenchoididae. The record is from the annotation of a GenBank genome assembly.